UGAAACCAUUUCUUGCAACUCAAAUAUUUUCUUUGCAUUCAACCAUGGUUGAUUCACAAGAUUACAUCAUUGUCUUCCUUAUCUGGUUAAUAACCAUCAUCUUUCUCCGAGCUAUCCUCAGCAAAAAACGAGGCAAAGCUCAUCUUCCACCAAGCCCACGUGCUCUACCAAUUAUUGGACACAUGCACCUCAUUGGCCCUAUACCUCACCAAGCUCUUACCAAGCUCUCAAACUGCUAUGGACCUUUGAUUUAUUUCUAUAUUGGAUCAAAACCUUGUGUGCUUGUUUCCUCUCAAGAACUGGCAAAAGAAGUAUUCAAAAAUCAUGAAACUACUUUCCUAAACCGGCCAAAAAUGGCCAAUCUUGAUUACCUCACGUACGGCACAUCUGAUAUGGCGAUGGCACCAUAUGGACCCCUUUGGAAGUUCAUGAAGAAACUUUGCAUGUCUGAACUUCUGGGGACUCGAACAUUAGACCAGCUCCUUCCAGUCAGACGUGAGGAGAUGAAGCGAUUUGUAAAAAUAAUAAAAGAGAAAGCUGAGGCAGGGGAGGUAGUUGACAUUGGAGUAGAACUCAUGAGGCUGACAAAUAACAUAAUAUCAAGAAUGUUGCUGAGCAAGAGGUGUUCAGAUAAAGAAGAUGAAGCCAACGAAGUGCAGACGUUAGUGAAAGAGAUGAAUAAUCUUGGCACAAAGUUUAAUUUGUCAGAUUUAUUUUGGUUUUGUAAGAAUUUAGACCUGCAGGGCUUCAGGAAAAGGCUUAAGGAUGUCCGGGACAGAUAUGACAUUCUGAUGGAGAAAAUCAUAUUGGAGCACAAAGAGGCAAGAAACAAGAAUGGAGCUGGAGGUGACAGAAUCAAAGAUGUGCUUGAUAUUUUGAUCGACAUAUCAGAGGAUGAAAAUGCUGAGAUGAAAUUGACCAGAGAAAACAUAAAAGCCUUUGUUAUGAACUUUUUUGGGGCUGGGACAGAUACAUCUUCCAUUACUAUAGGGUGGGGAGUAUCAGAGUUAAUUAAUCAUCCAAGGGUGAUGGAGAAAGCACGUAAAGAGAUUGACACUGUGGUUGGAAAGAACAGAAUACUGGAGGAAUCUGACGUAGAAUAUCUCCCAUAUCUCCAAGCAAUAGUAAAGGAAACUCUAAGGCUUCACCCUGGGGGACCAUUAGUUGUAAGAGAGUCAACAGAAGAUUGUAUCAUUGACGGUUAUGAUAUUCCAGAAGGAACCAGGCUUUUUGUCAAUGUGUGGGCUCUUGGCAGAGAUCCAAAGCAAUGGGAAAACCCCCUUGAGUUCAUACCAGAGCGAUUUCUUAGUGAAGAAUGGAGGCAAGGAAAAAACCAAUUUUUGGAUGUAAGGGGACAACACUUCAGCCUGUUGCCAUUUGGGAGUGGAAGAAGAAGCUGCCCUGGAGCUUCACUAGCUCUACAGGUUGUCCCAACAGUCCUUGGGAUAAUAAUACAAUGCUUUGAUUGGAAGGUUGAUGGAGAAAAUGAUACUGUUAAUAUGGAAGAAAAGGCUGGAAUGACUCUUCUUAGAGCCUACCCCUUGGUUUGUUACCCUAUGGCUAGGCUCUCUCCAUUUCCAUCAAUUUGAGUAUUCUGAUGCGAUUUGUUGUCUCAUUGUAGAAAUGCUGGUUUUUUUUUCCCACCGCUAAGGAUGAAGCACUCAGUACCUCGUGGCUCUGAAACCAUUGGUGACUGAGCCUCAAGCAUACUUGUUUUAUCCAAGUCUGUUGCAUAAAUUGCAAUAUCAGUAGAAUUAUGGAUGUAAGGUGCUGAUUGUCAAUAGUUGUAGCUUCUGUCCAUAUUUUCUGUUCUCAUAAUUUGUGUAAUCUCUUAUGACUAGGCAAAGUGGUAGGGCGUGUGCCUUUGUUGUACCUUUCUGUGGUGUUUAGAAUUUAGGUAGGCUUGUUUCUGUUUCUUCUUGGAAGUUUCAGUUUGCUAAAUCACCCAUAAUUAAUAAACUUGUGUAUCUUAUGAGUUUCAUGUGUA
Messenger RNA from Theobroma cacao (cacao), 1987 nucleotides. RefSeq names its product 3,9-dihydroxypterocarpan 6A-monooxygenase-like. Gene Ontology annotation, molecular function: iron ion binding; heme binding; monooxygenase activity. The record is from RefSeq and is a predicted model, not a curated record. Lineage: Eukaryota; Viridiplantae; Streptophyta; Magnoliopsida; Malvales; Malvaceae.